Pyricularia oryzae 70-15 is the source of this 2953-nucleotide messenger RNA. Its product is annotated as CMGC/CDK protein kinase. The record is from RefSeq and is a predicted model, not a curated record. Bases 413 to 2080 code for a protein of 555 amino acids. Gene Ontology annotation, biological process: protein phosphorylation. NCBI's taxonomy places the organism in Eukaryota, Fungi, Ascomycota, Sordariomycetes, Magnaporthales, Pyriculariaceae. Gene Ontology annotation, molecular function: cyclin-dependent protein serine/threonine kinase activity; ATP binding. The transcript is spliced from 5 exons. Gene Ontology annotation, cellular component: nucleus.
CGUCCUCUCCACUGCAAACCCACCCUUAAGACUACGACCCAGUUUGUUAGUAAUUCGGUUUCGCGAUUGCCCCAUUCAACAGCGAGUCCCAAUUGAUCCAACUUAAAGUCCCGACUGUCGUCACCACAGGGAUUUUGCUCUUCACGGGCACGCGCAUCAACAAACAAGUACAGCACUCACACGAUCGACCGGCUACAUCUGUCAGGCAUGAUUUUUCAUCCGCGGAAAACAUCUUUUGACCCUCUACGUCAAGCUUGCACCGCGUAGGAUAAGAUACUCGCCACCAUUCCGCUCGCGAACGGGUUAAGCUUUCUAUCAUCCCAUCACCACAAAACAACACCUGUAUAGGUACCAGCGGGCAUUCUACUAUUGAACUCGCGACCAUCGCGUACAACCCCUCGGCCGCGCCACGAUGGCCACUCCCGGCGACACUCGGGAAGAGGCAUCGGCAGCCCUGUCACCUCGGUCGUUCGCAUUGAGGCACAUGCGGCCAAAGAGCUCCUUCCUAGGAUGCGCCAAGAUAGCGGAUUAUGAGGUUCUGGGAAAGCUGGGCGAGGGAACUUUUGGCGAGGUGCAUAAAGCCAGGUCGAAGAAGACUGGCGCAAUCGUCGCGCUGAAGAAGAUUAUUAUGCACAACGAAAAAGAUGGCUUCCCAAUCACUGCCCUCCGUGAGAUCAAGCUACUCAAGUUGCUAUCGCACCCCAAUGUGCUGACGCUGGAGGACAUGGCUGUCGAGCACCCUCAAAAUAGAUCCGACAAACGCAAACGACCGAUUAUGCACAUGGUUUUCCCCUACAUGGACCAUGAUCUCUCGGGUCUUCUGGAUAACCCGUCUGUCAAGUUCACCGAAGCACACAUCAAAUGUUAUCUUAUACAACUAUUGGAAGGUCUCAAAUACCUUCACCACAACAAAAUUCUUCAUCGCGACAUGAAAGCAGCCAACUUGUUGAUCAAUAAUAAGGGCAUCCUGCAGAUUGCAGAUUUCGGACUGGCGAGGCAUUAUGACGGUCCAGUACCGCAACCUGGGCGUGGAGGAGGCGAGGGCGCGAGGAAUUACACUAGCCUGGUGGUGACUCGCUGGUAUAGGCCUCCAGAGCUGCUCCUACACCUAAAGGCCUACACCACAGCAAUAGACAUGUGGGGAGUUGGAUGUGUCUUUGGUGAGAUGCUGACUGGAAAGCCUAUCCUCUCUGGUGAGAGCGACGGGCAUCAGCUUGAGCUCAUUUGGGAUCUUUGUGGCACUCCAACAGAAGACACAAUGCCAGGCUGGAGGAAGCUACCAGGGGCCGAGGCGAUGCAGCCCAAGUCACGCCCGGGUAACCUAUCCCAACGAUUCAGAGAGCACGGCCAAAUGGCUGUCUCGCUGUUAAAAGAGCUGAUGAAGCUUGAUUGGAAAUCAAGGAUCAACGCAAUAGAUGCUUUGCAACAUCCUUAUUUCCGAACUGCCCCUAUGCCAUCAAAGCCUGAGGAUAUUCCUACCUUUGAGGACAGUCACGAGCUCGACAGGAGAAGAUAUCAUGACCGUCCUCCAAAGGCAUUACCCCCUGCUCCCAAGGGCGGCGCGGUCGGUCGAGGGCCGAUGGACGGGCCAGGUCCCAACCAUGGGUACCAAAGCGGUGAUUACGGUAGCAGGAACGGCGCUAAUGGUGGCCGUUACCCUCCGCCUCACCGAGGAGCACCGAAUGGCGAGCCUGACCGUAGACAACCUGCAUGGUCCAAGGACAGGAAUCUUGGGUUGCCACCCCGACCUCCGCCACCUGCAGGUUCUCACAACGGCAUGGACAACAGCUCUCGGGAUGUGCCUCCUCCUCGGAGCAGAGGGAACGACCGUGCCGGUGGCGGCGGGCGAGCCGACGUUGACACAUAUAUCCCCAGCUAUAGCGGUGGUGGUAGAAGGGACGAUAGGAUGCCACCGCGAGACGAAAGAAGGCGCCGUGAGGACCGAGACGACAGAAGAUAUGAUAGAGAUCGCGGAUACGAUGAUCGAGCCCGUAGCAGCAGGACGAGAAGUCGCUCGCCUAUACGAGAUCGCGACAGAGACCGCGAGAGAGAUCGUGACCGCGAUCUUUACCGGAGAUAGUGUCCACCAGGAAAGGCGCCAAGAUUCCCAAGAUAGCAUCAGGAUAGUCUCCAGCCAGAAUCGCCUCAGCGGGAAAGAGGCUCUCAUUGCUGUUCGUACAAAUCGACAACAAAUUCGGUUCAUUGCUGUGGUUCGGGCUCAGACUACCACACACAUUGCUUCCAAACUCCGGGCGAAAUCUUGCCAUGUCACGAGACCAAACCUAGCGGACACUUUGGUUUGGAUGGCAGCGUUGAACACAAAGGCGAUGUUCAGCCGGACCUGGAAGACCUUUUGCCCAUGUCCUUGAUCGUCGAGCUUUUCCCAGAAUCUCUAAGCGUAAGCUUUAACUGCGAGUCCUGCUCUUCGAGUCCACAAGCGAUCACAAAGAAACACACCAUUUGAAUGAUGGACCGAGUGGUUGGCAUGUUCACAAUAUCAGUUUUCAUGAAAUCAGCCGGCAGACAAAUUGAUACGGCUGAGCCUCUGUUUGGAUUUUGCUCAUUCUUUAUUGCUUGGCAAUACGAGGGCAAGAGGGCGGUACCAUCAGACACAGUAUCGACAGAGCGACUUGAUUUUCAUCCACAGCCCAUGAGUAUCCGCCUACAGACUCUUGAUUAUCUUGCCGCUUGGUUGAAAAAGGGUUAGCAACUACUGCAGACAUUAUUUUAACAAGACCCAGGGCGAGUGUACGCUGUACGCUGUAUAAUAUAAUUAUCGUAUAGCCAGUCCAAAAUGUGAGGCGGGUUUCCGUUCCUAAAGAAUCUCCGUUUUUUUUUUUUUUUUUUUUUUGUGUUUGUAACCCACUAAGUACAUUAGUCACCCCCCGAGGUGUCAUCCUCUUCUUCUUCUAAAAUAAUCGACUGCAGUAAUGGCAUCCUUCGUGAGUGUUCG